Messenger RNA from Loxodonta africana (African savanna elephant), 2726 nucleotides. It is a transcript of the gene STRA6, whose product is annotated as signaling receptor and transporter of retinol STRA6. Gene Ontology annotation, biological process: vitamin A import into cell. The coding region runs from base 1 to 1983 and encodes 660 amino acids. Gene Ontology annotation, cellular component: plasma membrane. The record is from RefSeq and is a predicted model, not a curated record. NCBI's taxonomy places the organism in Eukaryota, Metazoa, Chordata, Mammalia, Proboscidea, Elephantidae. The transcript has 17 exons. Gene Ontology annotation, molecular function: retinol transmembrane transporter activity; signaling receptor activity.
AUGUCGUCCCAGGCAGCCGGAAACCAGACCUCUGGGGCCACAGAGGACUACUCUUAUGGCAGCUGGUACAUCGACGAGCCCCCAGGGGGUGAGGAGCCCAAGCCUGAGAGGCCUGUGUCCUUGUGCCAGACCAGCAUACCGCCCAGUCUCUCCCACGCCUGCCUGGCCUCGCUGUCGGUCCUUGUGCUGCUGCUGCUGGCCGUGCUGGUGAGGCGCCGCCAGCUGUGGCCCCGCUGCGGGCACGGCAGGCCCGGGUUGCCCAGCCCUGUGGAUUUCUUGGCUGAGGACAAGUCCCGGACGGUGCCCACUGCUGUCUUCAUGGUCCUCUUCAGCUCCUUGUGCUUGCUGCUCCCCGAUGAGGACCCGCUGCCCUUCCUGACCCUCAUCUGGACACCCAGCCAAGGGCCCUGGAAGAUGCUGGCUUUGCUCUAUUACCCAGCCCUCUACUACCCUCUGGCCGCCUGUGCCACAGCCAGGCAUGGAGCUGCGUACCUCCUUGGAAGCUUACUGUCCUGGGCCCACUUUGGAGUCCAGGUCUGGCAGAGAGUGGAGUGUCCCCAGACACCCAAGAUCUACAAGUACUACUCCCUGCUGGCCUCCCUGCCUCUCCUUCUGGGCCUGGGAUUCCUGAGCCUCUGGUACCCAGUGCAGCUGGUGAAAAGCUUCAGCCACAGGGCAGCAGCAGACUCUGAGGUGCUGCAGAGCAGCUACUCUGAGGAGUAUCUGAGGUACCUCCUUCGCAGGAAGAAGUUGCAAAGCAGCUCCCACACCUCCAAGCAUGGCUUCCUGUCCCAGGCCUGGAUCUGCUUCAGACACCAUAUCUACACCCCGCAGCAAGGAUUCCGACUCCCCCUGAAACUGGUGCUUUCGGCCGCCCUGACAGUGACCGCCAUUUACCAGGUGGCCCUGCUGCUGUUGGUGGGCGUGGUUCCCACCAUCCAGAAGGUGAGGGCAGGCAUCACCGCGGACGUCUCCUACUUGCUGGCCGGCUUUGGGAUCGUGCUCUCAGAGGACAGGCAGGAGGUGGUGGAGCUGGUGAAGCACCACCUGUGGGCACUGGAAGUUUGCUACGUCUCAGCUCUGGUCCUGUCUUGCUCACUCACCUUCCUCGUCCAGAUUCGCUCACUGGUGAUGCACAGGGCCAACCUGCAAGCUCUGUACCGAGGGGCUGCCCUGGACCUGGGCUCCCAAGCUCAGAGCCCCCACCCCUCUCGCCAGGCCAUAUUCUGUUGGAUGAGCUUCAGUGCCUACCAGACUGCCUUCACUUGCCUUGGACUCCUGGUGCAGCAAACCAUCUUCUUCUUGGGGACCAUGGCCCUCGCUUUCCUGGUGUUUGUGCCUGUGCUCCAUGGCAGGAACCUCCUGCUCCUCCGAGCCCUGGAGUCCUCAUGGCCCUUUUGGCUGACCUUGGCCCUGGCUGUGACUCUGCAGAACAUGGCGGCCCACUGGGCCUUCCUGGAGACUCACCACGGAUGCCCAGAGCUGACCAACCGGCGAGCUCUCUUUGCUGUCGUCUUCCUUCUCUUCCCCAUCAACGUGCUGGUGGGCACCACGGUGGCCACCUGGCGAGUGCUCCUCUCUGCCCUCCACAAUGCCAUCCACCUUAGCCAGAUGGACCUCAGCCUGCUGCCGCCUAAGGCCGCCACUUUUGACCCCGGCUACCACACAUACCGAAACUUCUUGAAGAUUGAGGUCAGCCAGUCACACCCGGCUGUGACAGCCUUCUGCACCCUGCUUCUACGAGGGCGGACGCCCCAGCCCCAGCUCCCAGCACGCCCCCAGGACAGCCUCAGAGCCGGGGAGGAAGAAGAAGGAAUGCAGUUGCUACAGACCAAAGACCCCACCAUCAAGGGAGCAGGGCCCAGGGCCAGCCACGGCAGGGCCCGCUGGGGUCUAGCCUACACGCUGCUCCACAACCCAGCCCUGCAGGCCUUCCGGAAGCCAGCCCUGUCAGAGGCCUGGACCAACGGCACCCAGCCCUGAGGGCAGGGGAGGCCAAGCCACCCUGGCCUUGUCUGUGGAGAGGGGGCGCUCUCCUCCUGCCAUCCCACUCCCUGCUCUCGAGGCUUGGCAGCCCCUCCACUUAGCUCCAGCUCUGCUGAUAGGUCCCCACAGAGCACAGCCCAGAGCAGCCCUCUCAGAGGUCACCAUGGUUGGAUACAGGCCUGCACUAUGAGCCUCGGGAGGGUUCUGAUCUGCCCCUUGGCCUCAGGAGAGUCUGCAACAACUCUGGAGAAGCAGUUGGAGGUUUAGGCCCAAGGUCUGGAAGCCAAUGGGGCCAGGGUGGUCUUGGUGUCGGGGGAGGAAAGGGAAGGGGGGGCCCGACCACAUCCAGGCCCCUCCCCACCCUGGCUCCUCCUCGCAGAGCCUCACUGGAACCCACUCCUGAAGAAAGUUGGUGAUUUGGGGCCUGGACAGCCUCAAAUUCCAGCUCAGCUGUACCUCGGGCGGACCUCACCACCAUGGGACGGAAUAUGGCUUCCUUCUCCUCCCCACUUCCCUCCCCUUCUCUGGGAAAUGGCUGGAAGGCUCCUGGGCAUCCUGGCUUGCUAGGCGGGCCCAGAAGGAAGCCGUGAGUCCUGCUGGGCAGCAAGUCACACCUCAACCCAGGCCCCACACCAAGCUGUCCACACUUGAGAGCCAGAUAUUUUUUGUAGUUUUUCUACCUUUAGAUACUAUGAAAGAGGUUAGUGUGUUCCCUGUAAUAAACUUGUCCCUGAAAAACA